Aricia agestis (brown argus) is the source of this 1822-nucleotide messenger RNA. It is a transcript of the gene ie1, whose product is annotated as juvenile hormone esterase-like. The record is from RefSeq and is a predicted model, not a curated record. The transcript is spliced from 11 exons. Lineage: Eukaryota; Metazoa; Arthropoda; Insecta; Lepidoptera; Lycaenidae. The coding region runs from base 85 to 1743 and encodes 552 amino acids.
UUUGUCUAAAGAUGUCAGUAAACACCUAGCAGGGCACGAUGCAGGUGCUUAGUGCUCUAUUUUUAGCUUUGGUGGUUAUUGUGCAUGUCCGUGGACAUCACAGCCAUGAUCACCAUCAUCAUCAUCAUGAAGGCUCAGGUUAGUAAACCUCAGCAACCAGUGACAAUAACACCAUUAGGCGAAAUUCGUGGAGCUUACAAUGUGACUCGUCGUGGACGUACCUUCGAGUCCUACCGUGGGAUCAAGUAUGCUCAACCACCUGUGGGGGAUCUGCGGUUUCAGCCGCCGCAACCAAUAUCGCAAUACAGCAGUCCAGUAGAUGCCAGUAAAGAAGGACCAGCAUGUCCCCUACCAGCAGAAAAUUACUACGUUGACGAGGACUGCCUUACAAUCAAUGUCUAUACGCCACUUAAAAACGAGAGAACUAAGCCUCUCCCUGUAAUAUUCUUCAUCCACCCCGGCGGUUUCUACACGAUGACUGGACGCAGUGACCUCGCUGGACCCAAUUAUCUCCUUGAUCGGGAUAUAGUGUUGGUCACUAUAAACUAUAGAUUGGGGUCACUUGGUUUCAUGAGUACUGGCGAUGAACUGGCACCAGGCAAUAACGGCUUUAAAGAUCAAGUUAUGGCGUUAAAAUGGGUUCAGAAGAACAUUGCAGCAUUCGGUGGGGAUCCAAGCAAGGUCACCAUCGCUGGUUGCAGUGCGGGUUCCAUCAGUGUUAUGCUGCUCAUGAUAUCACCUAUGUCUAAAGGUCUCUUCCACAGAGGUAUUUCUAUGAGCGGUUCUCCUGUGACGAAGGUCCGCACACCAACCGAUAUGUACGACUUGGCGGUGAAACAGGCUGAACUACUCAACUGUCCCACUAACAAUUCGAGGGUAAUUUAUGAUUGCCUCAAAACAAAACCUUGGCAGGAUUUCGCUAAUUCGCUCCCAGGUUUCUUCGAAUUUGGAAGAUUUGAUCCUGUGGGACUAUGGAAUGCCGUAGUGGAAAAAGAUUUUGGGCAGGAGAGAUUCCUUCCGAUAGACCCUAUGGACGCGAUCAGGGAAGGCAAAAUGCAUGCGGUACCUUGGAUUGUCAGCCAAACUGAAGACGAAUUUUACUGGUUCGCCUACAGUGUUGUGACCAACGACACUCUUCGCAACCAAAUGAAUGCAGAAUGGGAGCGAAUCGCACCAAUUUCCUUCAUGCUUCCGACUGAGAACCGAGCGAAGGCAGUCAAAGAGCUAAAGCGUGCUUACCUCGACGACAAGCCUCUACAAAACGACCAACAAAGUAUUGAUAAGCUCGGCAGAAUCUAUGCCGAUUCCAUUGAGGCAUUCCCUGUUAACCGGGUGGCCAACCUCAUGUGUCGUCAUUCGCCGCAGCCUGUGUGGUACUACGAGUUCAGCUACGUUGGGAACCACAGUCACUACGAAGAUCCGAAGACGGGAAAACCCAUAAAAGCUGCACAUCACGAUGACCUGAUUUAUUUAUUCUCUCUACCCUAUCGUUACCCGGAAAUUGGCCUGACCGGACGGGACUCGCUGCUAGUGGACCGAAUGACUGCAAUUUGGUAUAACUUCGCUAGAUAUGGCGAUCCGAAUCCACAACCCGAUACUCCUGAAAUAUCGGGUCUUUCCUGGCCGACUAUGAAGCCCGACAAACGAACAUACUUGCGUAUUGAUGACCAGCUUACACUUCACCAGAACUUAUUUGAGGACAGACUUCAACUUUGGGAACAACUUUAUCCCAUAGAAUAUUAAAUGUAAUCAAAAAGUCAUUUUAACUUUUUAUUGUAGAAUGUAGUGCUAAUUAAUUUUAAAAUAAAACUUUUCAAACAAU